Molecule: messenger RNA, 575 nt
Organism: Paramecium sonneborni
Lineage: Eukaryota; Ciliophora; Oligohymenophorea; Peniculida; Parameciidae
Source: the annotation of a GenBank genome assembly
AUGUCUCAUUCAUUGCUUCACAAAUUUUCAAAUAAGUCUGUUCAAUAGAUAGUUUAGGAAUUGAUGUAUGAUGAAUACUUGGAGAGAGAUAAUAUGCUUAGAAAUGCCUUUAAUUCUUCACCUUUGAAGGCUGUAAAGAAAAAGAUAGUAUUUUCAAAGAACAUAUAUAACAAUUAUUUACAGUAAUCUCCUAGUUCUGUAACUUCGUAGAAUAAUCAAUGCAAGAUUAUAGGUGUAGUGGCAAUUUAAAAAAAGAAGAUUUAAGAUGUUAUCACCAAUGUGUCAGUAUAUAAUUAUAUUAUUUUAGUCCAAAGAAUAAUGCUAAAAAGGUGAAUAAGCCUAAGGAAUUAAGAGGAUUGUCAAUAUCUGAUCAUAUGGAUAAUUUGAUUAGAGAGAAAAGCAUUUUACCAUAAAUCUAAAGGUAAUCUUAGAAGUGCUUAAUGUUUAAUGAUGAUGAUUUUGAAGGAUAUAAAUUGAAAUCUGAAGAGAUGACUUUAGAGAUUGAUGAAUAUAUGCAAAUGAAGAAAGAUAAGAAUAGUUUUUAGUUACCUAAUAUUUAAUCAAGAAAUUAAUGA